Molecule: messenger RNA, 726 nt
Organism: Plasmodium gallinaceum
Lineage: Eukaryota; Apicomplexa; Aconoidasida; Haemosporida; Plasmodiidae
Product: vesicle-associated membrane protein, putative
Exons: 2
Coding region: 1-726 (241 amino acids)
Biological process (GO): endoplasmic reticulum membrane organization
Cellular component (GO): plasma membrane; endoplasmic reticulum membrane
Source: RefSeq, a predicted model, not a curated record
AUGAAACUUUUAAAAGUGAUCCCAGAAAAAAACAUAGAAUUUCCUCUUGUUCAUUUUCAAGCCGUUACGCAAAUAGUGAAAUUAGAAAAUAUAAGUGAAAAAAAAGUGGCAUUUAAAAUAAAAACAACUGCUCCCAAUAAUUAUUUAGUUCGACCAUCUUUUGGAUUAAUUAAUGUAAAAGAAACUGUAGAAAUUCAAAUUAUUUUACAGCCAUUAUCAGAUAAAGAUAAUAUAUCCAAUGAUAAAUUUCAAGUUCAAUGUUUGAAUGUUGAAGAUGAUACAACUGUAGAUAAACAAUUUUGGGUUACUGUUAAUAAAAAUGAGAUACAAGAUCACAAACUUAUAGUAGUAUUAAAUGAUGAAAAUUCAAAUAAAUUAACUCAUUCAUGUUUACCCUCUAAUAAUAUACCUCUUACAGAAAUGAAUAAUAAAAAUUCUCAAAAUUUAAAUUACACGGAUAAUAAUAACAUAAAUCAAGAGGAUACCAAUUUAAGUGAAGGUUUAAAAGGAGGUUUGCCAGGUAUGCAACGAAAAUACCAUGAGCUUUUAAAUUAUUGUGUAUUCGUUGAUAAACAAAAGGCAGCAUUAGAAAAAGAAAAUGAAAGUUUAAAAAAUCAAUUAAAAGCAUUAAAUAGUAAUUAUAAUAAGUUUUUUAUUGAUAAUAAAUAUAUACCUAUAAUAAUUGUUAUAUUAGCCAUUGUUACGAAAUACUUAGGAUAUUGGUAA